UUUAGGGUUUAUCGAAAUAUUUCUUCCAGGUAGAUGUCUAGCCUGGGGCGCCCUCCAGAUCCCAUCGCGGUGCUCAGGGCGCACAGAUCGUGCGUGAAUGCCGUCGCGUUUCACGGCGCCAAGCUCCUCCUCUCCGGUGACACAAAUGGCGAGCUACGGAUUUGGGAUGUUAGUCGCAGAAGGACGAUCGCUUCGUGCCAAGCACACAGUCCCAAGGCUGGAGUGAUUGGAAUUGGCACUAGCGGGCUUAUGGAGAACAAAGUUCUAAGCCAAGGACGCGAUGGCACUGUCAAAUGCUGGCAGCUAGGUGAAGCAAGCUUAUCAAGGGAACCUCUGGUCACAAUCAGAACGAAUGCGUAUCAUUUUUGCAAGCUCUCGCCUUUGAGAGUGUCUACUGCUCCUGUCAUUACUGAAGUUGCCCUGGAAGAGAACGACAAUGUGGAGCACAAUCUUAUAGCUCGAAAUCUUUCAGGAAAGUCUCUCGUGGCCAUUGCUGGCGAGGAGCCCUCGAUUGCUGAAAUCUGGGACGUCGAUGCGGGUGUUCGUGUGGAGCGGCUGCAUCAUCAUCACGAUACGAAAGGCUCAGGAAUGUGUAUGGCGCUCGAGCUAUUUGUACCACCUGAGCUAGACGGGACACCCAACGCACUCGUUGGGUACGAGGAUGGAAGCAUGGCAUUAUGGGACAUGAGAAACUGUCGUUCUCCUCGUACUACUGCUCGUUUUCACACGGAACCUGUGUUGAGCCUUGCGCUGGAUGAUUGGUGCCGAGGUGGAAUGUCCGGUGCGGCUGACGAGAAAACGGUGUUUUUCAACAUUGACUACAAGCAGAACGCGUUUGCGUCGAUACUGGAAGUAAACCACGGACGGCCUGGUAUUGGAGACGUCGCAGUUCGUCCAGACUGUAAGAUCGCUGCCACUGCUGGAUGGGAUAACCGCGUCCGGAUAUAUGAUUAUCAACGCAGGCGCGCUCUAGCGAUUCUCAAGUAUCAUUCAUCAUCGGUGACUGGAGUUGCGUUCUCCAGCGACAACGCUUUGCUAGCUUCAUCAUCUCAAGAUUCGUGCAUCGCACUGUGGUCAUUAUACCCGCCGUAAAGCUACGAUUCCAGCAAGUAUGGCUAAGCAUGAAAUCUUCGUCCGGAGAAGAAGAAGAUGAAGAAAAAAAAAGAAUGCUCGAAGUACACCACCAAAUUCCUCGAUUGAGACGGGGAUUGGUAAGAAUUUAGACGAAAGAGAGAGGAAAAGAAAAGGAAUGGGAGCUUUCAGUGUAGCGUGAAGUAUCUUCUUGGUAGCUCGAGUGCGGCGCAGCCGUAAUCGUGGCCGUCGGAUCUCCAUAAUGUCGAGCGUUUGAGCCGUCCGAUUAGA
Molecule: messenger RNA, 1362 nt
Organism: Selaginella moellendorffii
Lineage: Eukaryota; Viridiplantae; Streptophyta; Lycopodiopsida; Selaginellales; Selaginellaceae
Product: protein DECREASED SIZE EXCLUSION LIMIT 1
Exons: 12
Coding region: 34-1092 (352 amino acids)
Molecular function (GO): protein binding
Source: RefSeq, a predicted model, not a curated record